Artibeus jamaicensis (Jamaican fruit-eating bat) is the source of this 2808-nucleotide messenger RNA. RefSeq names its product SWI/SNF related, matrix associated, actin dependent regulator of chromatin, subfamily d, member 2 (gene SMARCD2). The record is from RefSeq and is a predicted model, not a curated record. NCBI's taxonomy places the organism in Eukaryota, Metazoa, Chordata, Mammalia, Chiroptera, Phyllostomidae. The transcript has 13 exons. Bases 313 to 1908 code for a protein of 531 amino acids. Gene Ontology annotation, biological process: regulation of transcription by RNA polymerase II. Gene Ontology annotation, cellular component: SWI/SNF complex; nucleus.
GCAAGGAGUUAGUUGCCGCCUCUGGGUUAACUGGUCUCGGGUGGCCAAACCUCCGGAGGCCGAGGGCAGCAGGCAGACCCGAAGUGGGUCCUGCAUCUAGGAUUUCCCGGGCGGGACCAGAGUCAGGAUCGGCCCUGCCCCAAACCCAGUCUGUGAGGACCUCGGGAACUUGGAUUAGGAAGUCCCGGAACCUGGAUCAACAAGCCCCAGAGCCCGGAAUUUAGAUCUGAAAGUCCCGGAGCACGGAUCGCGGAGCGGACUCGGCGCGGAGCCUGGAGUCCGGAUCGCUCUACUGCCGGACGGGACGGAGCGAUGUCGGGCCGUGGCGCGGGCGGGUUCCCGCUGCCCCCUCUGAGCCCCGGCGGCGGUGCCGUUGCUGCGGCUUUGGGAGCGCCACCUCCGCCAGCUGGACCAGGCAUGCUGCCCGGACCGGCGCUCAGAGGGCCAGGGCCGGCUGGAGGCGUGGGGGGGCCCGGGUCUGCCGCCUUCCGCCCCAUGGGGCCCGCGGGCCCCGCGGCGCAGUACCAGCGGCCUGGCAUGUCUCCAGGGAGCCGGAUGCCCAUGGCUGGCUUGCAGGUGGGACCCCCUGCGGGCUCCCCAUUUGGCACAGCUACUCCACUUCGACCUGGCAUGCCACCCACCAUGAUGGACCCAUUCCGAAAACGCCUGCUUGUGCCCCAGGCCCAGCCCCCAAUGCCCACCCAGCGCCGGGGGUUAAAGAGGAGGAAGAUGGCAGAUAAGGUUCUACCUCAGAGAAUUCGGGAGCUUGUCCCAGAGUCUCAGGCGUACAUGGAUCUCUUGGCUUUUGAGCGGAAGCUGGACCAGACCAUUGCUCGCAAGCGGAUGGAGAUCCAGGAGGCCAUCAAAAAGCCUCUGACGCAAAAACGAAAGCUGCGGAUCUAUAUUUCCAAUACAUUUAGUCCCAGCAAGGCAGAAGGUGACAGUGCAGGAACCACAGGGACCCCUGGGGGAACCCCAGCUGGGGACAAGGUGGCUUCCUGGGAACUCCGAGUGGAGGGAAAACUCCUGGAUGAUCCUAGCAAACAGAAGAGGAAGUUCUCUUCAUUCUUUAAGAGUCUUGUCAUUGAGCUAGACAAGGAACUGUACGGACCUGACAACCACCUGGUGGAGUGGCAUCGGAUGCCCACCACCCAGGAGACAGAUGGCUUCCAGGUGAAACGGCCCGGAGACCUCAACGUCAAGUGCACUCUCCUGCUCAUGCUGGAUCAUCAGCCUCCCCAGUAUAAGUUGGACCCCCGCCUGGCAAGGCUGCUGGGAGUGCACACACAGACGAGGGCCGCCAUCAUGCAGGCCCUGUGGCUUUACAUCAAACACAACCAGCUGCAGGAUGGGCAUGAACGCGAGUACAUCAACUGCAACCGUUACUUCCGCCAGAUCUUCAGUUGUGGUCGACUCCGUUUCUCCGAGAUUCCCAUGAAGCUGGCUGGGUUGCUGCAGCAUCCAGACCCCAUUGUCAUCAACCAUGUUAUUAGUGUGGACCCUAACGACCAGAAGAAGACAGCCUGCUAUGAUAUUGAUGUGGAGGUGGAUGACCCACUCAAGGCCCAGAUGAGCAAUUUUCUGGCCUCUACCACCAAUCAGCAGGAGAUUGCCUCCCUUGAUGUUAAGAUCCAUGAGACCAUUGAGUCCAUCAACCAGCUGAAAACCCAGAGGGAUUUCAUGCUCAGCUUUAGCACUGACCCCCAGGACUUCAUCCAGGAAUGGCUCCGUUCACAGCGCCGUGACCUCAAGAUCAUCACUGAUGUGAUUGGGAAUCCUGAGGAGGAGAGACGAGCUGCUUUCUACCACCAGCCCUGGGCCCAGGAAGCAGUGGGGAGGCACAUCUUUGCCAAGGUGCAGCAGCGAAGGCAGGAACUGGAACAGGUGCUGGGAAUUCGCCUGACCUAACUGCUCAGGGAUCCCUUCCUUUCUUCCCAGCCCUGGAACCACCCCCUCCUCAGCCUGGAAGGGACCACCAUCUGAGGCUGCAGACACACAGGAUAAGGAAGGGGGUGGGACUAAGGGGUGUCUCCUGUUACCCUCUGCUUCCCAGCUUUAGUUUCAUAACUGUAGUGAUAGGAUUCCUUGUUGCUUGGUCCCCAAAGCCUUAUUACUUACUUUAUGCAUUGGCUUUAAUUGGGUACACAACAGAUGCCUCUGCCCCUGCAGGCAGGUCCAAGUAGGACUACUAGAGGCCUUGCUUUGUCAUUGGAAAGCAGAAGUUUCGGAACCAAAGGCCACUCACUGGCUUUGCUUGUUUACAGACUCCCCCUUGGGGCAAGUGCCCUAGCUGGCUCUGGGGAGCUGGGCAAGGAGGAGGGCACAGCCCAUACUCUUCCUAGCCUUUCUAAACCAAAGUUCUUUGCCAUUCCUACCAGCUCAGCCUUGCUGCUGGAUUUUUCCUUUUUCUUUGGGUAUUUGCACUAUUUGGGGAGCAGGUUCUUCUAUUCGGGAGCCAUUUUUUGUACAGGGGGUAAGUUGGGGUUUUUCAGGGAGCCCUAUUUGGUGCCUCCUCCCUAUUUUCUUUCCUCAAUCUAUGCAAGCGGCUCUGGCCGCCAUCAUCUCCUGGGAUGUCAGAGGGCUGCCACCUAGCUCUUGGGCCCGGGGCUGUAAAGCCUCCUGGAGGAAGGGGACAGGGGAUGCUCAGGUGCUCUGGCAUGGCCUGAGGUAUGGGUGUAUGAGCUUGGCGGAGGGCAGGGGGAGGUGGGGAAGAACUCGUUGCCAUUUGGAGGGUGGGCCUAGGGCUUUAGAAAGUGCCACUCUGGCAGGUUUGGAAAAUUUCAAAUAAAUCCUUGUUUAUUGGUGGUA